Molecule: messenger RNA, 1288 nt
Organism: Neltuma alba
Lineage: Eukaryota; Viridiplantae; Streptophyta; Magnoliopsida; Fabales; Fabaceae
Product: nuclear transcription factor Y subunit A-7
Exons: 6
Coding region: 174-968 (264 amino acids)
Biological process (GO): regulation of DNA-templated transcription
Cellular component (GO): CCAAT-binding factor complex
Molecular function (GO): DNA-binding transcription factor activity; DNA binding
Source: RefSeq, a predicted model, not a curated record
CCAUUGAUUAGAGUUACUGGGGUCCCAUAAGUUUCUCAUAUCCCUUCUGAAAGAGCAGGACAUCUGAAUUGAUUGUGCUGUCAGUCUCCAAGAAGUGGGAUGUUCUAUCCGGUGUUAAAUUCUUUGACCGUAUGACAUCCAAGUUAUAUUGAAUAAAUCAGCCAGCACGAAGAAUGAUGCUGCCAAAAUUGGAUGACGCGUACCAUUCAGAACCAAAUAUCAGCAGCAAUAAGCUGUAUGCGACCUGUUCUCGAGCUCAGUGCCAUGGCCUGGCUAAUGGAGCCUCCUCGAGGGACAUGGUAUUGGAAGAUGGCAAGACUGAUGAAGAACAUCAGCAAACACAAUUUCCUGUUCCCAGCGUGCCUUCAACAGUAAAUGAAGUUUUUGCCCAACCAUCACAGUUGGAGCUUGUUGGCCCCUCAAUGGCAUGUGCCCCUUACCCAUAUUCAGGUCCCAAUUAUGCAGGAGUGACCUCAAGUUAUGGACCUCAGCCUCUGGUGCAUUCUCAUGGUAUAGGAGUUCAUACCACGCAAAUGGUCUUACCGCUGGAAAUUGCAGAGGAGCCUGUUUACGUUAAUGCGAAGCAGUACCAUGGAAUUCUGAGGCGUAGGCGAUUACGUGCCAAAGCAGAGCUGGAAAAGAAGCUAAUUAAAGGAAGGAAGCCUUACCUUCACGAGUCUCGACAUUUGCAUGCAAUGAGAAGGGCCAGAGGAUGUGGCGGCCGUUUCCUGAACACAAAGAAGCUCGAUAAUGAUGCAACUUCUGCGAAAUCCACAACAAACAAUGAGGAUGCUGCUACUUAUGACCUUAAUAAUUCCUUUUCUACUGAUUCAAAGUCAACGUCUCCCGAUAAAAACAAGCACUGCUCACACGUUCAGGGAUUUGAUCUUGAAGGUGACUUCUCAGCACAGAAGUCUGAAACGCUCAACCACAGUAUGAGGCCUGGCAGAGUCCUCACCAUUAAUUAAAUAAACCAGUGGUGUUCAUUGUGUACACAGAACUUGCGACUAUUUUCUGGCGUCUGAGACUUUCCGGGAAGAGAUCUUUUAAGGUUUGAGAGGGACGAGAUGGCGGCAUCAUCGACUCCCAUAAUAUGUAUCGGGCAAAUCAUUCCUUGGCUUGUAAAACAUUUGUCUUAACAAAAAAAGAAUACCAUGUUUUCUAGUGGGAUUGUACAAAGAAGCUAAUGAGCUGUAAGGAACAUUAUAGAUAUGUAGCUUUGCGUGCCACGCUAGAAUUUAUGUCAAGUUGAAGGUCACAAUAGAAUUUUGCGAAGAUAUUGAGCAAA